UCGAGACUUUGGAGCUGGGGAGGGGGAGAGAGGAAAACAACCCAGCAGGCCUGGUCCUCCCUUCUCAGCCAUCCAGGCAGGGGGUGGCCUGGGCACCAGGCACGCCUCCCUCUUCCUCUUCUUCUCCUCUUUCACCACCUCUGUGGCAGCCGCGGCUGUUUCCAGCCGGGGCUGGAGCAAGCAGCGUCUCGUGAGGACAAAAGGAGGGUCCAGCAGAGGAAAACAAACACGCGCUUCUCUGGGAGGGAUUGAACAUGGGACGAGAAGGGAGCCAGGCCACGUGAGAGGCGCCUGGGGGAACCCUGGAAGGGGCAAUGGCGAACGUCACAUCCCUGCUGUCCUCCUUGAACGCCAGCACCAAUUCCUCGGAGGGCGGGUGCAGCGAGGAGGACCACCCCUACAAGUGCAAGUUUGACGAGGACUUCAAAUACAUCCUCCUGCCCGUCUCCUACAGCAUCGUCUUCGUGGUGGGCCUCACCCUCAACCUGCUGGCCCUCUACGUCUUCAUCUUCCGGAUCAAGACCUGGAACGCCUCCACCACCUACAUGUUCAACCUCGCCGUGUCCGACUUGCUCUACGUGAUUUCCCUGCCGCUCCUGGUGUACUAUUACGCCAUGGAGGACAACUGGCCGUUCAGCGUGGGCUUGUGCAAGAUUGUCCGGUUCCUCUUCUACACCAACCUCUACUGCAGCAUCCUCUUCCUCCUCUGCAUCAGCGCCCACCGCUUCAUGGGCGUCUGCCUCCCUCUGAGGUCCCUGGAGUGGGGCCAGGUCCGCUACGCCCGCUGGGUCUCCGCCGGGGUCUGGCUGGUGGUGAUCGCCUGCCAGUCCCCAGUGCUCUUCUUCGUCACCACCAGCCAGAGGUGCAACAGCAUCACCUGCCACGACACGUCCGCGAAGGAACUUUUUGGCCAGUUCAUCAUCUACAGUUCUGUGAUGCUCGUCCUCCUCUUCUGCAUCCCCUUCUUGUUCAUCAUCGUCUGCUACUGCAUGAUGGCCCACAAGCUGCUCCAGCCCACGCGGGGCACCACCCGCAUGUCGAGCUCCAAGAAGAAGUCCGUCAAGAUGAUCAUCAUCGUCUUGGUGGUCUUCAUCGUCUGCUUCCUGCCCUUUCACGUCACCCGCACUUUGUAUUACUCCUUCCGCAGCUGGGAUCUCAGCUGCCCCACCCUCAACGCCAUCAACCUGGCCUACAAACUCACCCGCCCGCUGGCCAGCACGAACAGUUGCCUGGACCCCAUCUUGUACUUUUUGGCUGGGCAAAAGUUUGUCAGAUUUGCCUGCUCCCAGACCACGGCGAAAAGUGGUACCCAGUCUGCUUCAAGCACUGUACCCCAUUGCAACUUGCGGGCCAGAGACCAUCUAGCCAUGAAAGUGAAAAACAGGGUGUCGUAACCAGUUUCAUUGCUAACUUUUCUGCAAAUAUUUUCUAUGGGGAAGACGCUCAUACCAGAGGAAGGAGGGCUUCUGAAACUCUGGAAGGUGUCUUCAGUCAAAGUUGGUACAAAUGGUACAAACAGACAUGUCAAAAGUUCACUGUUUAAAUGACUUUUGUGAGAGGGAUGGAGGGAGAGCAAAGCACUGAUGAGCACAUUAUCUAAAUCUGCAAGUUGUGUCUUGCGCCACAGAAGGUCAGUUGUCUAUAAAACUGGAGGAGAAAUGUUAUUUCUUAAAAACAAGAAUCGUAAUCAGGCAUUGGCUGGGUUCACACAACACAGAGACAGGGUUCAAAUGUGACACAGAACGGGAGACCAGGGUCGGCAGGAAACAGCUGUCACCGAGGUCUUACUGCUUGUGCGUUCCUAAAUAAUAUUCAUGGUUUUUUCAUUUGCAAUGUUGGACAAUUUCCCCCGGUUAGUUUCCCUCUGAGACACUUUGAAAGGAUUCUCCUCCUGAAAGAUGGAAUAGAAUAGAAAUAACAGUUGUAACAAUAUCAUAAUAUAUGGUAGUAAUAUAGUACGUUGUGGUUCAUGAUGUGGGAAUUCAGUCAUUGAAAGCUUCUGCCUUUUAAUCAAAUGUGCUAGUCUGAAAAAACGCCACUGGACUCUGAUUUUUGGCUACCAUAGACUAACACGG
This is a messenger RNA of Python bivittatus (Burmese python), 2075 nucleotides long. RefSeq names its product purinergic receptor P2Y2 (gene P2RY2). Gene Ontology annotation, biological process: positive regulation of mucus secretion; blood vessel diameter maintenance; phospholipase C-activating G protein-coupled receptor signaling pathway. Lineage: Eukaryota; Metazoa; Chordata; Lepidosauria; Squamata; Pythonidae. Gene Ontology annotation, cellular component: plasma membrane. The record is from RefSeq and is a predicted model, not a curated record. Gene Ontology annotation, molecular function: G protein-coupled UTP receptor activity; G protein-coupled purinergic nucleotide receptor activity; A1 adenosine receptor binding.